GCUGCCUGGCCCUGCGUGCCCUGCGUGCUGCGGCUCUUUGCGUCUGCGUACUGCGUUCACCUCCCUUUCUGAUUCCUCGGCCGCCAUGGCGCCCGUGAAAAAGCUUGUGGCAAAGGGGGGCAAAAAAAAGAAGCAGGUCCUGAAGUUCACCCUUGACUGCACACAUCCUGUAGAAGAUGGAAUCAUGGAUGCUGCCAAUUUUGAGCAGUUUCUCCAGGAGAGAAUCAAGGUGAAUGGCAAAGCCGGGAAUCUCGGUGGAGGGGUGGUCACCAUCGAAAGGAGCAAGAGCAAGAUCACUGUGACUUCUGAGGUGCCCUUUUCCAAAAGGUAUUUGAAAUAUCUCACCAAAAAAUAUUUGAAGAAGAAUAAUCUCCGUGAUUGGUUGCGCGUAGUUGCUAACAGCAAAGAGAGUUACGAAUUACGUUACUUCCAGAUUAACCAGGAUGAAGAGGAGGAGGAAGAUGAGGAUUAAAACUCCUUUGUCUGGAAUAUUUUUUAUGAGUUCUUGAAUAAAACUUGGGAACCAAAACGGUGGUUUAUCCUUGUAUCUCUACAGUAUGGAUUGAAGGGGAAACUGGCAGUCAUGGCCAUGGGCUUCAUUGGGCUGCCGCUCACUUAUAAUUAGACUUUUUUUUCUUCUUGAAAAUUCCAGUUUCCAGGGUAGCAAUACCAGAAAGUCAGGAGGAGGCUGCCUGAGGGAACUGAGAACCAGCCGUCCACCCUGAGCCAGUAGAGAAGGGUGUGGAGACGGACGCCAGACUUGUCCUUUGAUUUAAAAAAACGUAACAGUCGCUUUCACUUGAAUGUGAUACUUUUCUCCAAGGAAGAUUCAGGAGUAUAAUGUGGUUCCUCAGUCACUGGAAGCAAAAUAGGUUAUUUCUUUCCAGGAAAAUGGCAGUGUCAAUAAAAUGCAGGUUUCUGGGACAUUUGUCUACUUUUUAAUUCCAAGUUAUUCUUGAUGCUCACAGUUACAUAUUGCUAAUCCUUUUUCUUCCUAUAGAUAUAAGAUGUGGUCCUUUAGCCUUCUUGCAUAUUCUACCCUUCAUAAAAGGGUUUGGAGAACAAUUAUGAAAGUUCUAGGCUUUAAAUGAAGUAAAUGUGUUCAGAAAUGGAUUUGUAAACCGUUGCUUCUUCAAGUCUUUGCCAUUCUGG
This is a messenger RNA of Fukomys damarensis (Damara mole-rat), 1152 nucleotides long. It is a transcript of the gene Rpl22, whose product is annotated as ribosomal protein L22. Gene Ontology annotation, cellular component: ribosome. The transcript has 4 exons. The coding region runs from base 86 to 472 and encodes 128 amino acids. NCBI's taxonomy places the organism in Eukaryota, Metazoa, Chordata, Mammalia, Rodentia, Bathyergidae. The record is from RefSeq and is a predicted model, not a curated record. Gene Ontology annotation, biological process: cytoplasmic translation. Gene Ontology annotation, molecular function: RNA binding; structural constituent of ribosome.